Wyeomyia smithii (pitcher-plant mosquito) is the source of this 1811-nucleotide messenger RNA. RefSeq lists its product as uncharacterized. NCBI's taxonomy places the organism in Eukaryota, Metazoa, Arthropoda, Insecta, Diptera, Culicidae. The transcript is spliced from 4 exons. Bases 530 to 1675 code for a protein of 381 amino acids. The record is from RefSeq and is a predicted model, not a curated record.
AAUUGACAUCAUGGUUGUUGUUUGCCCGUGUUUGCCCCAAGUGUACACGCUCACUCUGGGCUACUCAGCGGCUGAGUUGAAUUUUAAUCAUUUUUUUCAGUUGUUCGAAGACGUCAAAAAAUGAGUAGAAUUAAAUUGAUCAUGGAGGCAAAUUUACUCAAAAUUGGGUAACUGGUGCUUGCGUGUUGUUCUUGUUAUUUUAUUUUGCAAUUAAAAGCAAACAGCAAACCAAGCAAACCGUCUGAAAAAAGGAGGAAAUAGAAAUGUAAUUCAUGGACUCGUUGGUUGGAUAUACGGCGAAUAAAUUCAAAGAUCUCCCGUAGCCCGGCAAACAAAGACUCCACCGCGAGAAUUAUUAGCGUGAUUUUUUCCGCGUGUCACACACACAUGCGCUGUUUGCAUAUUGCACACAAAGUUGUUUGACGUUUCUCCGAUGGCAUUAACCGGGCUAGUCGUGCUGUUUUUAAAGGUAAUAAAAAUUUUGUAAAUGAGUGUUGAUUGCUGCACUUUACUUAGUUUAUAACAAAAAAUGAGCUCGAAAAAACAACGGUUGGAAAAUGAGGAAGCAGCAGCUGGACCCAGCAGCCGCUCCACUUCCGUUUCCAAAAAAAUUUUGUUUCUCGAUGAACAUUACCUUGAAGAGGCAGAAGAGAUAACUAACGAUCCUUUAGUUUCAACUAUCGUCGACUACGAUCCGGAGUUUUUGGAAUCAGAAUCGGAUGAGGAAGAGAACGAGCCGCUGCGUGAAGGAUUCGCCCAAGACAAAUUACCUUCUGGCCUUUAUGGUUGCUGGCUGUUAGUGGCCACACGUAAUUUCAAGGGACACAGUUCGGGAAAAGAGGUAGGAAGAUGGGGUGUCGCUGGUAAUUCUGUUAUAGAAUUCAUCCAGAACUGCUGGCAGCUGUCACAGAAAUUCCUUAAACGGGAAGUUUUGUUUAAGUGUGAUGAAAGUGGCAUUGGAAAACCAGUUUGGAGUGAAAAGAUAGGCCCGGAAGAAAAAGAUUUUGUGGAAUUUGCCCUUUUUAACGAUAAAACCAGUCACAGAACCCUUCGUCCUGAUCAACUAACAGAGACAAUUCUCCAAAACUGGAGAACUAAGGAAAUACACUUGCUACUUCAUGUUUAUUCAACAUCUGUGAACAACAAAGCUGUAUUUCAAUCUGUUCAGGAACUUUUGCUGGGAAAAGGCUCAGCUGACAAAUCCGGUGCUGCAUCCAACUCCACAAUAGAUGCUCUUGCUAAAAAGCUACGUGAUAUACAUGGUCAUUGGGAAGCCCAUCAUAUUGCGUGGAUAAUGUGGGCCAAUGUAAUUUCAGUGUCGGAAUCGCACGUUCAAGAAACGAUGAUUCACGAAGCACCCCCUGCUCAUUUAAUCAAACUGUUUCAAACGAAGGAGCAGCCACGUUUACAAUCUGUUGCCAGGAAUUUUUCUAUGGCUCACAGUGUUAAUCAAGGUUACCAGGACGAUGUGUUGGUGAUUAGGCGUAGUUAUGACCAGCUGGAAGGCAUGCUAUCGAAUGUCAACAAAGGAAUGAAACUUCUGAAGAACCAAAUCGAGUUGAUGGAAUCGCGAGCUGCAAUGGGAGAAUCAUUCAUAUCAGCGGCGGAGCAGGCGGUGCUAGUCGAUGAAACUUCCUUUAGUGCUUCAUUGGCUAGCAAAGUUAUAGACGCAUAGGAUGUGGACCACAUGUUAUGAACACGGAGGAAAAUGGUUGAAUUAAGAGUAGAAAAAAUUAACUUUGAUUGGAUUGGUAUUGUUAACUAUUUCAGGACUCUUGUUUGUAAUAUCAGAGAUGUUUUUUUUAAUUAAA